Molecule: messenger RNA, 594 nt
Organism: Kuraishia capsulata CBS 1993
Lineage: Eukaryota; Fungi; Ascomycota; Pichiomycetes; Pichiales; Pichiaceae
Exons: 1
Coding region: 1-594 (197 amino acids)
Biological process (GO): chromosome segregation
Cellular component (GO): MIS12/MIND type complex
Source: RefSeq, a predicted model, not a curated record
AUGGCUGAAACAGAGCUAUUACGGUUUGACAGGUUUAAGGAGGUGGUGGAAAAAGCGCUUGAUCAGUGCGUCAAAACAUUGACCCUGGAAAAGCUCGUUUCGUGCUAUCCAAUGUAUCAGGCAGAUGAGGGAAGAAGUGCAUUGGAAACGGCGAGAGAACAGAUAGUGGAAUACUUCAGGAGCACAUGCAUGUCUGAGUUUGAGCUGAUAUACCAGGAGCGUGACUUGAAGAACAAGCUGGAUUCGCUGGAUAAGCUCAUUAACAAAGCGAAAGCGCGCUCCGUUGAGCCUGGUAGCGAGCCGUUGUUUUUAAGUGGAAUGGCACCUAUCCAGAUUUUGGAAGCAAAACUGUUAAAGUCAAGACUAGAAGUGAAGGCGAAGCAGGAGCGCUUACUGGAGUCCCUGGAAAAAGACGUGAUUGGUCUCUAUGGGGAGCUGAACAAGAAGAAGAAGGAAUUGAGCGAUACAGUGGAGUCCAUCAACGAUUCGAUGUCGUUUUUAAGGGAUCUGAACGUGGAAGUGGAGGAAUUAGAAGAUUCAAAGGUGGACAAGCUUUUCAAGUUUGUGGUGGACCGCGAUCUGGAGCAAUUGUAG